GAGAACGUGGAGGCCGCCUGGGUGGGGAGUCUCUGGAGAAGACUCUGUGGCCACGGGCGCCUGCAGCGUGUGAGGGAGACCCCGUCAUCUCAGCCAGACCCUCCCAUCUCUUAAGGCCGCCUCCCAGGCUGGGCUUGGGGCUCCCAUCUGCUGCCACACGAGCCAUGAAGAAGCGGUUCCUGCUGCUGGGCCUGUUGGCCGUGGUCCUGGUGCUGGUCAUCGUCGGCCUCUGCCUCUGGCUGCCCUCAACCUCCAGGGAAGCUGACCGCCAUGUGUACCCCAGGGCAGCCGUGGCCGCGGAUGCCAAGCGCUGCUCAGAGAUUGGGAGGGACAUGCUGCAGGACGGCGGCUCGGCGGUGGACGCGGCCAUCGCGGCCCUGCUGUGCGUGGGGCUCAUGAACGCCCACAGCAUGGGCAUCGGGGGUGGCCUGUUCCUCACCAUCUACGACAGCAGCACACGAAAGGCUGAGGUCAUCAAUGCCCGAGAGGUGGCCCCCGGGCUGGCCUCCUCCAGCAUGUUCAACAGCUCGGAGCAGUCUCAGGAUGGCGGGCUGUCGGUGGCCGUUCCCGGGGAGAUCCGCGGCUACGAGCUGGCGCAUCGGCGCCACGGACGGCUGCCCUGGGCUCGCCUCUUCCAGCCCAGCAUCCAGUUGGCCCGCCAGGGCUUCCCCGUGGGCAAGGCCUUGGCCGCGGCCCUGAACAGCAAGCGGGCCGCCAUAGAGACGCAGCCUGUCCUGUGCGAGGUGUUCUGCCGGGACGGGAAGGUGCUCCGGGAGGGGGAGACGCUGACCCUGCCGCGGCUGGCCGACACGUACGAGACGCUGGCCCGCGAGGGCGCCCAGGCUUUCUACAACGGGAGUCUCACGGCACAGAUCGUGAAGGACAUCCAGGCAGCUGGGGGCAUUGUGACGGCCAAGGACCUGAACAACUACCGCGCUGAGCUGAUCGAGCACCCGGUGAACAUCAGCCUCGGGGACACAGUCCUCUACGUGCCCAGCGCGCCGCUCAGCGGGCCCGUGCUGGCACUCAUCCUCAACAUCCUCAAAGGGUACAACUUCUCCCGGGAGAGCGUGCAGACACCUGAGCGGAAGGGCCUCACCUACCACCGCAUUGUGGAGGCCUUCCGGUUUGCCUACGCCAAGAGGACCCUGCUGGGGGACCCCAAGUUUGUCGAUGUGACUAAGGUGGUUCUCAACAUGACCUCUGAGUUCUUUGCGGCCCAGCUCCGGGCCCGGAUCUCCGAUGACACCACGCACCCGACCUCCUACUACGAGCCUGAGUUCUACACGCCCAACGAUGGGGGCACCGCCCACCUGUCUGUCGUUGCGGAGGACGGCAGUGCUGUAUCUGCCACCAGCACCAUCAACCUCUACUUUGGCUCCAAGGUGCGCUCCCCGGUCAGCGGGAUCCUGUUCAACGAUGAGAUGGACGACUUCAGCUCUCCCAACAUCAUCAACCAGUUUGGGGUUCCUCCUUCGCCUGCCAAUUUCAUCAAGCCAGGGAAGCAGCCACUCUCGUCCAUGUGCCCGACUAUCAUGGUGGGCCGGGAUGGCCACGUCCGGAUGGUGGUGGGAGCCUCUGGGGGCACGCAUAUCACCACGGCCACCGCACUGGCCAUCAUCCACAACCUGUGGUUCGGCUACGACGUGAAGCGGGCCGUGGAGGAGCCCCGGCUGCACAACCAGCUUUUGCCCAACAUCACGACACUGGAGAGAGACAUUGACCAGGCAGUGGUUGCGGCCCUGAAGACCCGGCACCACCAAACCCAGGUCACCCCCACCUUCAUCGCUGUGGUGCAAGCCAUCGUCCGCACGGCUGGUGGCUGGGCAGCCGCCUCGGACUCCAGGAAAGGCGGAGAGCCUGCCGGCUACUGAGUGCUCAGGGCGACAAGCAGACCAGCAACCCGGGGACCAGAUGCUCUCCAGCCCGGGGGGGAAGCCCUGUGGGACAUGCUCCCCUGCGGGUGGAGGGGCAGGGCAAUAAAUGGGGGCCACUGUGCCAGGCUCUGGGCAGCCUUCAUGGCCGGGGUCCC
This is a messenger RNA of Microcebus murinus (gray mouse lemur), 2032 nucleotides long. Lineage: Eukaryota; Metazoa; Chordata; Mammalia; Primates; Cheirogaleidae. The record is from RefSeq and is a predicted model, not a curated record.